Prorocentrum cordatum is the source of this 2779-nucleotide messenger RNA. The record is from the annotation of a GenBank genome assembly. NCBI's taxonomy places the organism in Eukaryota, Dinophyceae, Prorocentrales, Prorocentraceae.
GUUCGGGUCACCCUUUCGUCCAACAUAAUUAACCGUGAGGGUGAAGGGAACCGCCGGUACCCUAAUUGUACAGCCGGGGCCAUCCUCUUCCUCCUCCUCCUCGUCCUCGGUUUCGUGCUCUAGCCGUUUUGGCUCGAGCAUCUCGUGCCCGAAUCCGGCAGCGCUUUCGUGGCACGUGCACACCGCUGCUCGCCACAAGCGACACAACGACAUGAGGACCUCUGCAGCGGGCGUCGAGAAGGCGAAGAAGCGCUGCAGCCUCGCCGGUCUCUGCGUAAGUCUGAGCGGAGUGGUGCACAGAGCGCUCGCAGUGUUCGUAAUCGUUCUAACUUUGAGCGUGAUCGUGGCCGCCAUCGCGGGCGGUGGCAAGGGGACCGUCAAGGAGUGCGAGGAAAAGGUGGACCCUUUCGUGCGCAUGGCGCAUUUGAGCGCCGCGCAGGCGGCGGAAGCGCACCGCGGCAUCAUCACCGUGCAGGUCGUGGCCAUGGCGGUCACCGCCCCAUCCGCGUUCAGCUUGCUCGCUUUCGCUGCCACGAGUCACAUGUGCAGAGUUGCUGAGUACGCGACCUGUCUGUGGUUGGAAGUGGUGUUUUUCGCGUUGUACAGUUUGUUCCAAUGCAAUGGUCUGAACGGGGAGCUAUUCGGCGUAUUUAGUGGUUUCAUGCUUCCCGUGAACAUGACAGUAUUCUAUGUGCUGCUGCUGCGUCAGGUAAAGGCGUUGGAAAGAAGUUCGUUCCUUGAUCUCGGCUAUCGGCGCCUUCGCAGAAUGAUAGUGACUAUGUCAAUCUUCGGCACUAUUGCCUUCAGCUGCAGCAGGAUUGCGCGUGGACCUUCGCAUCAUCCCACCCGAAUCAUAAUGGGUAUUCUCGUCUGGAUCACAAUCUUUUGGUUCUUGAUGGGGUUGGCCGUGUUCCUGCGCGCGUUCUGGCGAGUGCUGGCGAUGGCGCGCGAGACGCAGCGGCGAGGGGUGGUCACCGAGGAGGUCAGGACCGUCCCUCGGGUUCUGAUGUUCCAGAUGGUGGGAUCAUCCAUGGCGGUCGUGAGCUUCUUCGUCGCACUCGUGAUCAGAAUGUGGACGUCGGACAUGACUUGGCCAAUAGUGGGGCUCUCUGUGGACGAGAGGACGCCCAAGUACUUGGUCCUGGUGCAGUGCAUUAGCUUGAUCGACACCACGUUCAACGCCGUUGCCGCCCUGGCCCUCAGUGGAGCCUUCUUCGGGGCACUCAGCGGAGGCUUGUCCACGAUGCGCUCGGCGCGUCAGCGCCACCGCACUUGGAACGAGUUCUCCGCGGAGUGGGAACGACACCCCGAUAUGAACUGGAACACCAAAGUCGACGAGUUGGCCUGCAGGGGAUUCACGCUGCAGUCGCUGCUGAAGUUUUACUGCAGGCUGGGCAGGGACGUGAUGCCGCACUUCAACCCUUCGAAGCACACCACGGAGGACGUGGUCCGAGGCGCCAUCAUUCCCCUGUCGGCAGAUAGCAAAACAUCUAUGGCUGAAAUCAUGAUGGACCAACGCCCUGUGCGGCCCGACAGGAUGGUGACUCACAAUUGGGGAAACACCUUUGCCGACCUGGUUGCGGCUAUUGUGUCAGACGCUCUUUCCGAGACGGAGUACUGCAAGGUGUUGGUUCUGCUCGUUCACGACAUCGACACCCUCAUGAGGUGGGUUACCCAGUCACAAGUUGGAUCUCGAACGUACUGGGUGUGCGCCUUCUCGGUGAACCAGCACCGCAGCAUCUGCGCCGCAAAUCUCUGCUCGAGGAGCGACUCGGUGACGGGCGAGCUCUACCCCCUCUGCACGUGCGGCCUGGAAAAGGCGUUCAACAACACUCCGCCCCUGACGAGCGAGGUGGCAAGCGAUGUGGCGACAACACCACCUCGCAGUCGAACACCACCUCGCGGUCGAGUGACGACACCACCUCGCGGUCGAGUGACGACACCACCUCGCAGUCGAGUGCCAACACCACCUCAGAAGCGACAAAGUGUGGCGUGUGAGAUGAACAAGUUCGAUCAGCUGAUGAUGUCCCUGUCAGCUCGCAACGAGAAGUUCGCCCAGGUGGUUGCAGUCGACAAGAGCUUCGACAUCUUCAACCGGGCUUGGUGCAUGUCUGAGAUUGCUGCCGCCAAUUCAGCAGGCAUGUCCCAGUCACUGCAGCUGCCAUCCCUGGCCCACUUGGAGAAGAGGCAGGGCGGACUCGCUAGCCUGAAAAUCAGCAGCGCGCGGGCCAGCAUGCCAGAGGAUAAGCAGGCGAUCUUGGACAGCAUCCCAGACCACGACGCAUUCGACCGCAGGCUUCGAGACCUGCUGCUCGGACAGCUGCUCCCGUCUUGGUCGAGGCUCGACUCGUGCGACCAGAUGUUCCAGGCGGGACGCAUUGCUCGCUGGCAGAGCGUCGCGCAGAAGUUCCCCGCUGCAGUCUGGCGCUUCGGAGUUGAUGGUGACGAUCUUGGCGACAGGUCAGAGGACACGACAGUUCAUCUGUGACAGGUCAGAGCACCGACAUCACCAUUUGCGACACGCGCGCCAACACAUCACACUUUCCGUCUCGGCCUAAUGCCGCACGGAAUCUGUUGGAGGGUGCCUGCGGGUGGCGCUUCUGUGUUUCGGAACUUUUUCCGUCGGCGCCGAGGCGGCGAACUCCGCUGCAGCGAGAAGCUAGAAAAGGACACUAACUAGUGCACUGGCCGGCGGGGAAUGGGGGGGGACGGCCGUCCUGGUGUGAGCUUCACCCCCGUAGUCCUCCUCCUCCUCCUCCUCCUCCUCCUUCUCCUCCUC